AUGCGCCUACAACAACGCCUGAUGCGCACGGAGAAAGAGAUCAAGAGUGUAGAGGAUCCGAGGAGGCAUGCAGAACUUCGUGAAGACAAGGAGCAGCUUCGCACAAAAGAGGAGCAGCUUCGCAAAGACAAGAAGCAGCCAGAGUCAGAUGCUGGGCUUGAUCGCGUCGGCUUGUGCAAUGACAAGAAAUACUUCCGUGUAGAUACCUCUUACUUGAUGGUGGUCGGCGAUGGGAACAGCCGACAAGAGCGUCUGCUCUAUUGCCGAGAAGCCUUCUUGAAGCAGCAUACUUUCCUGAGAGAGCGGGUCGCAGGUAGUGAGGCCGACAGACCGUCCAAGGCUGCCGUUUCCUUGUUUGGCGAGGCUUUCACUUUGCUCCGAGCCAGGUCCGGUCACUGGGCACCGCAGCCCGUUAUGGAGUACACUGAUCAAAGAUUUAAGUUAGGAGUGAGAUGCCGCGUCACCUGCAAGGCGUUCCUGGCACUAGGCCGAUGGCACGGGUUAAUCCUGGAUUUCAGCGUGUCACACGUAUUUGACAAGGAUGGGAUUAGCCCGAAUACUGCGGCAACGAGAAAACUCUUGGAGGGAUUGAGCAGUGUUUCCUCGUUGUACGCCGAGAUGCCUUGCUAUAUCAAGCCAUGUCAUCAAAGAAGUGUGGUGGCUGGCGGAGCGCCCAGCACCAUUCUGAAAUGA
Molecule: messenger RNA, 693 nt
Organism: Guillardia theta CCMP2712
Lineage: Eukaryota; Cryptophyceae; Pyrenomonadales; Geminigeraceae
Exons: 3
Coding region: 1-693 (230 amino acids)
Source: RefSeq, a predicted model, not a curated record